AGCUUCCCUUCUCCAUCUUGUCGCAUCUCCCGCGACGAAUCACUAUUCAAUCCUUAGAUGGUGCAAACAAUCCUGCUCGAUGCGAUUUAACUUUUAGAUACCCACGAGCGAUCUCGUCUUCGAACGCUCGAACGCAUUCCUCCCUAUCUUACUUUAUCGCCAUCGGAGCUCUUCCGAAGUUGACCGUCUCUACCAAAUCUCAACAUGAGUAAACGUUACGCCUUCGUCCCUAUGGACGAGGAUGAAGUCGGCCCGCAGAAGGUUGAAAAGAAGUCCAAACACCGGCGACGCGAAGAAUCCGGGAAAUCAAGUUCACAUCGCGACUCCCAUCGCAAAUCGCAUCGUACCCGAAGCCGGAGUCGCAGCCGAAGUCGAUCACCUCAUCGGGAUUCACAUAGACAUAAAUCGAAAACAAUACGGAAACGAGAUCAAGAUGACUUCGAUGAUAGGUGGGGCGAUGAGGAGCCAGGUAGCGAGCCAGAGCUAUCAGACGACGGACGCGAUGAGGAACCCGAAUUCAAAGAGUCGGCUCCGAAACGCGUGAAGCUAAGUCACGACGAACGCGAACGGGAGGACGAUCGCGCCGAAUCUGAUACCGAACGUGAUAUCGCCGAGAGAGAAGCUUUCGCCAAGCGCCUCAAGGAACGAGAUGGCGGGAAGACGAAAACUGAAGGCAAAGCUGAGAGGGAACGGAAGCGAUUAGCUGAAGAGUUUGCCAAUAAUAGGGCGGCUAUGCCGGACUUGCGCGAACGUUCUAGGCAAGAUUAUCUAAAGAAGAGAGAGGCGGAAAGAUUAGCUUUAUUGCGAAAACAGGUUGCGGAGGAGACGGCGGAGUUGAACAGUGGUGUACGGUUGUCCGAGAAAGAAAGGGCGGAAUUUGCGAAAAAUCGAGAAGUAUUACGUUUGGCCGAAGAGCGAUUACGGAUCGAUGAUCACCGCGACGGUUAUUAUAUGCCGGAGGACUACAUUACGGAGAAAGGAAAGAUAGAUAGGAAGCGAAAAGAGGAUGCCCUAUAUAAGCGAUACGUCGAAAGGGAUGAAUACGGCCAGGAGAAAUUCGUCACAGAACAUGAGGAAUGGGAGAGGGAACAAACACAAAAAGCAAAGGCCCAAAUCAACAGGGCCGAAAGAGAGUACGAAGGAGACUAUGCUCCUGUUUUGGACCCGGAGCAGUAUAUCCAAUGGAAUUUGGGUUCGACAUUGGCGGGUGAAGGCAAGACAUUAACGAAGGAGCAGAGAUUCUUGGAAGCGCAAAUCGAAGCAGCGGAAAAGAAAGCUCUUUCUAUCCAGGAGACUCGAAAAAGUCUACCUAUAUACAAGUACCGCGACGAAUUUAUCGCGGCCAUCGAUCAAUACCAAAUUCUCGUCCUUGUUGGUGAGACUGGUAGCGGAAAAACUACGCAGUUACCCCAAUAUCUACACGAGGCCGGUUAUACAAAGGAUGGUCGUAAAGUCGGGUGUACUCAGCCUCGAAGAGUUGCAGCUAUGAGUGUAGCAGCUCGAGUUGCGGAAGAAAUGGGUGUUAAGGUCGGAAACGAAGUUGGCUACUCUAUUCGAUUCGAGGAUUCGACUAGCGACAAAACCAUUCUGAAGUACAUGACCGACGCUCACGAACGGACUGUCCAUACCGAUAUUCUACUUGCUCUGGUCAAGGAUUUGGCUAGGGAACGGCCAGAUUUGAAAUUGCUUAUCUCGUCGGCCACAAUGAACGCGGAGAAAUUCGCGAAGUAUUUCGAUGAUGCGCCUAUCUUUAAUAUUCCAGGACGAAGGUAUCCCGUUGAUAUUUAUUAUACCCCUGCGCCGGAAGCGAAUUACUUAAUGGCGGCUAUUACGACCGUCUUCCAAAUCCAUACUUCUCAAAGAAAAGGAGAUAUCUUAGUAUUUUUAACAGGUCAAGACGAAAUUGAAGCAGCGGAACAGCAAUUAACGGAGACGGCAAGGAAACUAGGGAAUCGGGUGAAGGAAUUGAUCGUGUGUCCCAUUUACGCCAAUCUUCCUUCAGAUCUCCAAAGCAAGAUAUUCGAACCCACUCCCGACGGUGCGCGCAAGGUUGUGUUGGCUACCAAUAUUGCCGAGACAAGUUUGACGAUUGAUGGUAUUACCUACGUGAUCGACCCUGGAUAUGUGAAGGAAAAUGUCUAUAAUCCAGCGACAGGCAUGUCAAAUCUAGUUGUUGUUCCUUGUUCACGAGCCUCUGCGAAUCAACGUAGCGGUCGCGCUGGUCGUGUUGGCCCUGGAAAGUGCUUCCGACUAUACACCAGAUAUGCCUACAUGAACGAGAUGGACGAAUCAACUACUCCCGAAAUUCAAAGGACGAACCUCAACGGCGUUGUGUUGUUACUGAAAUCUCUCGGUAUCAACCAACUUCUUGAAUUCGAAUUCAUGGAUCCACCUCCCACCGAAUCUCUAAUUGGAGCCCUGAACCAGCUUUUCGCAUUACAAGCUUUGAAUCACAAGGGUGAACUCACCAAAGUCGGUAGACAAAUGGCUGAAUUCCCUACAGAACCGAUGCUUGCGAAAGCUGUCCUUGCCGCAGACAAAUUCAAGUGUGUCGAUGAGGUACUAUCAAUAGUGGCGAUGUUAAGCGAAGCGUCGGCGCUAUUCUUCCGACCAAAAGACAAGAAAAUCCACGCCGACAGCGCUCGCAACCGAUUCACCGUCAAGGAAGGUGGCGACCACCUAACACUCCUCAACAUCUGGAAUCAAUGGGUCGAUAGUGACUUUUCACCUAUCUGGGCGCGCGAAAACUUCCUGCAACAGCGCUCGCUGACUCGUGCCCGCGAUGUGCGCGAUCAACUUGCCAAACUCUGCGAGCGUGUCGAGGUUGCACCAUCAACCUGUGGCGCCGCCAAUAUCGACCCAAUUAAGAAAGCACUAACAGCCGGCUUCUUCCCGAAUGCGGCCAAGUUACAACGUACCGGAGAUAGCUACCGCACGGUCAAGAACAACACGACAGUUUGGAUCCAUCCUAGCUCUGUUCUUAUGAAAUCGGAUCCACCGGAGAAGAUGGUAAUUUAUUACGAAUUAGUGCUUACGAAUAAGGAGUAUAUGAGAAGUUGUAUGCCAAUUAAGCCUGGUUGGUUGAAUGAAGUCGCGCCGCAUUUCCAUAAAAAGAAGGAUAUUGAGGAAUUAGAAGAGAAGAAGAUGCCUAAGCAGAGGGGGAAUUAGGAUCGAUAAUGACGAAAUGUUUGGUCUAUUGGGCGGUUUUGGGUACGUCUAAGUAUGUAUAGAUAUAGCACCGUCCGGGGUGGGGGGAGUCCAGGUAUAUCAUUACCGACGUGACCUGCUAGAUUUUAACGUCUACCUAGAUCAUCGCAGCGUCGCGUUUGGUCAGCUUAAAUAAAACAAAAUCGCACCGAAACUCAGUUUUAUAGUCCAG
Messenger RNA from Hypoxylon trugodes, 3379 nucleotides. Its product is annotated as P-loop containing nucleoside triphosphate hydrolase protein. The record is from RefSeq and is a predicted model, not a curated record. Gene Ontology annotation, cellular component: catalytic step 2 spliceosome; intracellular anatomical structure. Bases 205 to 3168 code for a protein of 987 amino acids. Lineage: Eukaryota; Fungi; Ascomycota; Sordariomycetes; Xylariales; Hypoxylaceae. The transcript has 2 exons. Gene Ontology annotation, molecular function: RNA binding.